CGGUGAAGACGACUUUCUUUGAUAGACAGCUCGCCUUCGCAGCUAGUCCCAGGUAGCUAGCUAUUGAUUCGCGACGGUUUGGCGACGACGUCAACGGUUUGCCCGCUUGUUUGUCGCAUUCACCAAUUGACAAACAGAAGCCUCUAGACGUCAGAUUUGCGACGCAUUCAUUGCUCAAACUCGCCCAAUACAAAAUGUCUGGCCGCUGUCUCCUACGGGCCAGGCCCCUCGAGAGGCUAGCCGCCGCCGCCGCUUCCCGAACCACCAUCACGCUCUCUUCCUUCACUACCGCCGCCCCUAUAUCAAGGAGAUGCGCCUCUACAGCGACAGUCACAUCCAAGAGGCUGGCACCGACCUCCAAAGCAAGCGGGACUCCAGCAUUGACGCGGCGGGAGCGCAGGCCUCACCCGCCCAAGAAGUCGAUAGCGACGCCGCGCCCGAGCGACAAGACCCGGGGUCCAUUUUUCGUUAACCGUACCGCUUCCAAUCAGCUCCCGGUCUACCAAGACAAGAAGUCCGCCCAGCCCUGGUUGACGCUGAUCCGCAAGAUCGACGGAGACGCACAUACUUUGCGGGACGAGCUCGUGGAGCUGCUCGGCACGCCCGAGAUAGAGGUCAGGGGCGUGACAAACCAUAUCUGGGUGAAGGGACAACACAAAACGGCCAUUGUCGACUAUCUGCAGUCUAAGGGUUUUUAAUGCACUUCAAACCACGGUAUUGAUAUGUAAGAUGCUUCGUAUGAGGGACAUUGCCCUACUUGCCCAUCAGACAGAAGGGUCUGCUUGACAAACAUUGCGAGCGGUGGGAAUAAGGCAUCGUGGCCGGUCCACAGUGUAGAGCUAGAGCAGUCAUCCUGUGGCACGGUUGUGUAAUAAUAGUACUAGUUCCAGUGUUGUAUUACUACAGCUUGCGGGAUAUGUAGGCAAGAUUUAGAACGAGCCCGUCUUAUUGACGUUGGCAUAUGCCUACAUGGGGUCACUGGCAAGAGUGGUGUGGUCGAGGGAAGUGAAACAUAGGUGGUUAAAUGUAACACAACAUAGAGAUGUACGCUAAAUUCUUAUACACAAAAUUCUUCCCUACAAUCAUUGUAGAAUUUUACAUUUAACGGGAAGAGACAAUUAACACCAACAACACCAGACCCCAAGACCCUAGGUAGCAACCAAUUCAUUUCUCAG
Messenger RNA from Pyricularia oryzae 70-15, 1175 nucleotides. RefSeq lists its product as uncharacterized. Lineage: Eukaryota; Fungi; Ascomycota; Sordariomycetes; Magnaporthales; Pyriculariaceae. Gene Ontology annotation, molecular function: structural constituent of ribosome. Bases 195 to 698 code for a protein of 167 amino acids. Gene Ontology annotation, biological process: translation. Gene Ontology annotation, cellular component: ribosome; mitochondrial large ribosomal subunit. The record is from RefSeq and is a predicted model, not a curated record. The transcript is spliced from 2 exons.